This is a messenger RNA of Trematomus bernacchii (emerald rockcod), 2336 nucleotides long. RefSeq lists its product as uncharacterized. The coding region runs from base 178 to 1080 and encodes 300 amino acids. Gene Ontology annotation, cellular component: clathrin adaptor complex. Gene Ontology annotation, biological process: intracellular protein transport; vesicle-mediated transport. The record is from RefSeq and is a predicted model, not a curated record. The transcript has 3 exons. Lineage: Eukaryota; Metazoa; Chordata; Actinopteri; Perciformes; Nototheniidae.
CAUACGCCCUUGAGCCUGGACCCAGCACAUCCGAGACCGCAGAUGCUUUCUUGAAGGGGGGGAGGACGUUUUGGUACGGAUGAUUGUGGUAGGCAUGGUGAUGAAGACGGGGGAGAUGGUGCGCGUCUCUGCUUCGAUGAUUCUGGUGGGCGUCGUUAAGGGACGGGGGUCAAGGAUAUGCUGCUAACCCUUUGUAUCGCCUUCAUAUUUUCAGUGAACUCCAGGAAGGAAUUGGUGGCAACCCUGUGUAUCUCCUUCAUGUGGUCAUCGAACUCCAGGAGGGGGGGCGAGUGUGAAAGGAAAAACCAAACGCUCCGUCUGUCCACCUGUAGCUGCAUCCUUAUCCUUUCUUCUUUGACCUUCUUCCCUUCAUUCCCUGUGACCUCCCAUCUUUCCCGUCUUCAUGCUUCCAUGUGUUCUCCAGCCUCAGACAGAGCCAGUGGGUGUUCGGACUCCUCGGCUGAGGGACUGGCAUCCAGUGUAGCCCCCCCGCUCAGUUUGUCCCUCACUCCGGUUCUCAGCCCGGAGGAGUUUGAGCGUCUGUGGUUGCAGCGACAGGAUUUGCAUACUGAGCAAGAUGCUGAGAAGCGAGAAGAGGAGGAGGAUUGUGCAUGUCUUGUGGAACACAUCCGAGGCCCUGCAAUAGCACACUGCUCCCCUCAAAGCCUUCAGGCUGCAAUGCAGCUGGUCAACAUCCAGACACUGGCCUUCACCCCGCCGCACACACUCCCCUGGAGGGUGUACCUGUUCACACACACCCAGCACACACACAGUGGCAACGCACCACACAGCACGCUCAUAGUCGGGGAGCUGCUGUACACCGGAGAGGCAAAUCGGAGGGUGAGGUUGGUAAAGACAGGCUCGGAUGAUGGAGACUUGGUGGAGGGCAGCGAAGAGGAGCAUGUGAGAGAGGGAGGAGACCCCACAUCUGCUGGGCUGAGAGAGUCUGCCAGAGAAAAUGGAGAAGAGGAGGAAGUGAAAGUGACUCUGAAGCAGCAACCAAGAGAUGACAGCGCUCUGAAGGGGUUUCUCUCCAUCCUCACCACCGUACUGCACACACUGUCCUCAGAGAGGGCGUAAAUAUGCAUGACACAUGCAUACACACACACAAGCAUCAUUGGACCUACCUAGAUGUGUUGAGUCAUUCGGUCCAAGUCUCAGAUAAAGCCCCACCCCACUUAUCUGUCUUACAAAAAAAAAAGUAAUUAGUACCCGUCUCAUCAUAAUAAUAUUGGCCAAUUCAUCUAACAUGUUCAAAAACUAUGACGAUUGUUUAUUAAUAUUAUAGAUAUUUAGAGAAAAAAAAUUAUCAAAACUUUAAAAAAUAUGUUUUCUUCAUUUCUUCUUAAUUAAAACUGAAACAAACUAGAACUGAAGACCACUUCUCUGAAACUCACUAUGUCUUUAAGAAGUCCCUCACUGAUCACAAUCAUUCCCUCUCAAACUGAACUUGCGUAAACCACAGACAGAAUGACAGAAACCAGUCAGGUUAGCAUUUGGCCUGGUUUUAACCACACUCUAAUAGCUUUCCUGUAUUUACGGGAAAAAGAAUCUGGCUGGCCACUUUAGGGGCCAUAUGGAGGACUAGCAUCACUGCACAAAUGUAUACUUCUCUUUUAUUUUGGGAUUGAGAGAAAAAUAAUGCUCAAAGACAAACAUGAUGGAAACCACCUUUCACAGGAGGCAGAGCUUGACAAGGGAGGAUUGUGUACCCCAGUGCCCAAAUGCAGACAAUAUAUACCAGAUUUUUUUGGAGGGCUCUUGGAGACAUGUAAAUGAACUGAUUAAAAACAAAUAAAACAUGUGGAUUGCUUUCCUAGCUAUUUCCAGCUCAAUCAGCUAUUCUAGUUAUAAAUGUCCAGACCCCUUCUAAAACCAUAGUGAGCUAAAUCCAGCCUGGUCAACCCUUUUUUCAGCAAGAACUGUUAUCAGUUUGCCUGUUGAGUACCUUCAGUUAUUAGCUGUGGUGGAAAGUAACACAGUACAUUUGCUUAAGUAUUGUACUUGAGUACGAUUUGGGGCACCUGUACUUUACCUUAGUACAAUUUGGAAGCCAAUAUUGUACUUUUUAUUCAUUUGACAUAAUUACUUAGUAGUUAUUUUACAGAUUCAGAAUAUGUGCUUAAACACAAUAUAAAUUAACUAUCAGAUAUAAUUAUAGGUUAAGACAGCCAGCAGCAGUACAUAGAGUAUGUGUGUAUGUAUAUACAGUAUGUAUUAACCGGGAAGGGGGAUAAAGUAUUGUUUCGAUUUGUGAAUUGUUUUUGAGAAGCACUUUGUGUUACCACUGUGUAUGAAAGGUGCUAUAUAAAUAAAGCUUGAUUUGAUUUGAUAAA